UGCUGAGGCGGGGAGAGGCCGGGUCCAGGGGCAGCCCUGGCCUGGUUCCGUCCCUGCCCCGCCAUUUGACACCUCCCACCCCCUUCACUUGUCACUCCCGGGCAUGGGCGGGGGCUUGGUCCUUCUCCCCUUUGCCUACCUCAGCCGCUCAGCUUUAUUGCGGGAAUAAAGUACUCCACAGAGCUAACCCCACCCACAUUGUGCGGAAAGAGGAGGCUCAAUAGCGAUCUGAUAAAUCUCUCAGCAGCGCCCCCCCCCGCCCCCAUGCCCAUUCCCAUUCCCCAUGCUCUAAAUCCAAAGCAAAGCGACCCAAACGCUGCUCCUGUGGGCUGGAGGUUGCUCUGGGCGGUGGCCAGCUAGGGGCAGUUUUCUCCAGUGUAGGAGGAUCUGGGGAAAGAAAUAGAUGGGGUGAAAUCAUAUAGUCGGGGCAAACUGAACAGUUGUUUGAACUGUAUUUAUUUGAAGGGCAUCCGCAACCUGCCUUCCAUCACUGAACCCUGCUGACAGUCUGUAAACAGCCUGUGCCACCUUGGAGGUCCAGUGGGGCAGAGCUUUCCUCUUUGCAAGUGACUCAUGAACAAACUAAGCUGCUGAGCUGGGACAGUUAACAAAAUAAGAUGAAUGACACAAGACACCAGUCGCUGUUCUUCGUCAGUCUGCCUGAGUUACAAAAACUCUGUGCCGUUAAGGUUACACUGAGUUCUAAAUUGGCAGAAAAUGAGAUUAGGAAUACACAGAUGAAGAUUUGCAGGCAAUUGUUAUUUCUUCAUCAAGACGUCCUUUCCUCACCUGUCCCUGGAACACUGAAUCAAAUUUCAGUUGUAAUGGCGAUAUCUUUUUACAAAACAGGAAAAUGUCAGGCUUAUGUAGAGAAACAUGGAGCUACAAUUGAGGCUCCAGAGAGAGUUGGCCCAGCCAUCCUUCAACCAUGUCUCUGUUACACACUUAUAACCCGACUUGCCCCCAGCUGGAAUAAGGCUGGUCAUCUGUUGGUACAAGGAAGCAAUUUUUUGUCUCAUAUGGGAAGGCAAAAUGCUGUUGUCAUGGACCUCAAUGUAUCAGAGACUCAACUUUGCAUCAGUGUAGAGGUUUGCACAAUUCGACUACCGCCACCCAAGCUGGAAGACUUUGACAUUUCAGCAAACAUCUUAGAAAUAUUUGACAACAAUAAAAAUACAGUCAUUCAGAGACACUCCAUUUUAAGUAACUGGUGCUAUGUCUUGCCAAGCAUGAAAAUGGGUCAGAUCAUAAGUAUUAGCCAUAUAAUUCCACCAGAGUCUCCUUUUCAUUCAUACAAAGACUUUCAGAUGCACUGGAAGAAUCUGUAUGGGUAUAUCCUUCCAGAGGAUCAUGAAGAGACAAAAAUAUAUUGCAGUGUUUACUUCAAACUGAUAGGGGAACGGCUCUUUACGUACCCUUUAAGUUGCAUAAGAAGCCAACCAGUCCAAUAUUUUAAUAGAAUAGAUUUAGAAGGUGUGUUAAACUCUUUUCUUUCUGACCUAAAGUCUAAACUUCCUCAUCUAUGUGGAUUUCCAGUAAAAAUGACAAGUAAAGCAUUGUAUGCCACAAAGGAACUCAUCAAACAUCCCAUGCAUGGAGUAAAUGCCAAGCCUGCAAAUCUGACUGGCAAACCGAUAUGCAAGGUAUCUCUGACUCAAGCACCUCCAAGGAGAGAGACUUUGCAGCAGACUUCUUCAAAAGGCAGUUCAAGAAUUAGCCACAGGAUGGAGCUUUUGAUCACUCAGCCAAAACAAUGUAUUUUCUCAAAUCUCAUUCCGUGUCCAGAGGAUUCUGUUGCUGAGGCCAUGAAGAAAACAGUACAUAGUAGACAGCAGCAGCAGACUCCAGGCGCAUCAGGGGUACCAGGUCACUCAAAUGAAUCCUUAAGACUGUCUAAGAAUUCAUCUGUGGAUUCUCAAAGGAACAAUGCCACUAGAAUUAUACCUAUUUUCAAAGGAAAGUUGUUGCAAAUGGAUGUAAAGGCCACAAGAGCCAAUGAAGGAAAGAAAAAAGUGAGUGUUUUACAGCAUUCUCCAAAAGUAGUUAGAGAUGUCACCAUGUCUAAAUUAACUGUAUGCAACCCCAGUGUAAAUCAGGUAUACAAACCUGUCCAAAUUGUGUCAUUCAAAAAUCCUACUAAUGGCACUGUUGCUCAGAGAAUGACUGGGAAAACAAGUGUAAAAAGUGGUAGACCUAUAUGUGACCAGAAAAAAGAAACUAGUAAGCAGCUGACAAAUUCUGCUUUUUCUAAUAGCCCAUCUUCAGGUAGGAAUUCAAGUAGAGGCAAACCUGAGAAGCUAAAUUAUUCUUCAUUAUCUGCUCAUGACAAAUCAGUGCUUCAGAUAUCAAAUGCCAAUCUAGGUUUGAAAAAACCUGCACUACUCAGUUCUACUACAAAAAAGGGGGGAAAGUUAUCAAAUCAAAACACCACAAAAAUACUUGGGGAAAGUCACAGUUCAAAGAAGGUACAUAUACAGAUUUCUGAGUCAGACAAAGAAACCAGCAUAUCGCAGCAUCAAAGAAGAAAGAGCCCAACUGAAGGAGCAGGGUUAAAUAUUCUCAGAUUGGUUUUAAACAGUACAGUGCACAGAGCCAAAAGAGAAGAACAUCAACAAUCAUUAAUACCAUCAAAGGAGUAUAUCACCAAGACAACCAAUCACCAUUCACAAGUCAGCUAUGAGCAGAUGUUGACAGUGAAUGAUCCCUUGCACUGUGAAGCAGUGACCUCAAAACAGAUUUACUCAAAGAUGGAGACCCAUUUGAAAACAACUUCAAAGAAAAGUUGUGGCAAAAGAAGCAGGAAGAAGGAGGUUAUUCAAAGUCAAAGAAAUCCAAAACAAGUAAGCCUGCUAUCUAGAAUGUGGAUGUAGAGGAGCAUAGAAAGAAAAAUCAGAAAGGGGAUAGUUUUUCUGCUGAUUAGGAGCCAACAUCCAUAACCUCCAGUAUCUGUCACAGAAAAUCAGACGUUUGAUUUUCUUCUCACUUUUUUUGUUUUUGGAAAUCGGGAGUAUCUCCACUGAAGUCAACAGAGUUACACUGGUGUAAGACCAGUGUGAGAGGAGCAUCAAGUACAGUAUUUAAUAAAUCUUGUCCACUAUAUAUAAUAUCACCUUCUCUUGAGAGCGGGGACUCAGGCCUUUCCUUGGGACAAUAGGAGAAGUUAAAGAUUAAGAGUUAAAUUUAACUAAUGUUGUUGACUUUUUAUAGUUUACAUAAAACCUGUAUGACCAAAAUUUUUAAUAAUGGUUUAUAGACCAUUUCAGCCACUUUCAAUUCAUUUUCUAAGGUACAAAUUAAAUUGGGAGCUAUUCAGUAUUCCACUUAGUCUUUUAUAGAAGGAAGUGAAUUGCAAUGGUUUUCUGAGUCAUAUAACUGAUGCUGAAAAGAAAGUUGGGCUUGUAGGGUAGGUCAGGAGAGGUGCAGAAGGUUCUUAACAGAAG
This is a messenger RNA of Mauremys reevesii (Reeves's turtle), 3440 nucleotides long. It is a transcript of the gene C2H18orf63, whose product is annotated as chromosome 2 C18orf63 homolog. NCBI's taxonomy places the organism in Eukaryota, Metazoa, Chordata, Testudines, Geoemydidae. The record is from RefSeq and is a predicted model, not a curated record.